AUGGCAGUUGGCGAACUGAUGUUUGAAGUCAUCAGUAGGGAAGCUCACGAUAUCAGGGGAAUUAACGGCAAUAUAACACUAUUGGGGAGCGCUAGAGACAUAUGGAUGGUUCAUCAGAACGGCCAAAUCAGCAUACCUCCCCGCUCGCACCAGGAACCUACCAGUAACUCGGGGUCUAGUUCUAGAAAAACAGCUCAUGAGAGUUCCGACUGGGAGACAGCGAUUUGUAGUGAAUACAGGAAAAUAUCUAUGAUUUUGAAGGAUCAAAACAAAUGUGAUGAUAUGCUCGCUGAGAGCGGCAUCGGUAUCCUUACGUCUAAAACGGAAUACGAAUUUGCAGGCAUCCUCGAAAAUGACUCUAACUUUCGGCUAUCCCGGGGAGUCCUCGAACGUGUUAUUCGGCGAAUGAGAGAUGUGAAGUCCAGCGUUUCCGCUAACCUUCUGUCAAACGAAGAUGGAGUCAUUCAUAACGUGAUGCGCCAAAGGCGCAAACUUCUCCAACUUACAGCAGACCGGUAUAACGAUACAGAAAAUUUGGAGUGUCUUAUAGAUAAAGGCGUAGGUGUAAACGCCCCAAGUGUGAGUUAUCUUGGAACCGCACUUCAAACCUGUUGCCGAAUACCAACCGCUGCCCUCCCCCCAGGAGUAAAAAGAAUAAAGACCAUACGCAUUCUCGUCGAAGCUGGCGCAACCAUCAACCCUCAGGACCUAGAUGACACAAGGCCACAAUUUACCCCUCUUGACGGCGCAGUCCUCACUGGCGACCUUGCAGUGGCCCGAUACCUCCUAGAAAAAGGGGCUUGUAUCGACCUAGAAACACUGAAAUAUGCUAUCAGCUAUGGAAGAUUGGAUAUGGUAUCUUUGCUUGUUCAAUUCGACAUGAAGUUUCACGCCCCCGCUUUGGAACUUGCAGAGCUAUACAAGGAAAGUGUGAUUCAAGAGUAUCUUGAAGGGAGAAGUUUGGGGCGGGGCCUUUUUGGUGUACCUUCGGAGUUCGUUAUGUUCAGUCGAAUAGAUGAAUUGGAGGAAUAG
This is a messenger RNA of Orbilia oligospora ATCC 24927, 1032 nucleotides long. RefSeq lists its product as uncharacterized. The coding region runs from base 1 to 1032 and encodes 343 amino acids. The record is from RefSeq and is a predicted model, not a curated record. Gene Ontology annotation, molecular function: protein binding. Lineage: Eukaryota; Fungi; Ascomycota; Orbiliomycetes; Orbiliales; Orbiliaceae. The transcript has a single exon.